Messenger RNA from Myxocyprinus asiaticus (Chinese sucker), 2863 nucleotides. RefSeq names its product androgen-dependent TFPI-regulating protein-like. Gene Ontology annotation, cellular component: endomembrane system; membrane. The transcript has 6 exons. The coding region runs from base 13 to 738 and encodes 241 amino acids. The record is from RefSeq and is a predicted model, not a curated record. NCBI's taxonomy places the organism in Eukaryota, Metazoa, Chordata, Actinopteri, Cypriniformes, Catostomidae.
CGAUAGUGGAACAUGGCUGCCGCCGCCGGACGAGGAUCAAAGAUCUGCCUGCCGGUGCAUCUGGCCAUUUUUAUGUGGUAUUUAUUCACUGUGUGGAGUAACUGCUCCCUGCAGACCUCAGACAAACAUCCCGGCGUGCGAUCAUACGGAGGUCGAUGGAAAUAUUUGACGUUUAUUAAUCUGGUGAUGCAGACGGUGUUUUUCGGAUUCUGUGUGUUAGUGGAUGUAAUUCACGCCGUUCUGCCUGUUAAAAGGACUCGCAGUGGGACACCUUUGAUCCUCACCAACAUCAGGGACUUUUAUUUCACUGUUCUGGCGUUUCCUGUAGGGAGUUUUGUGUUUGCUUCUUUCUGGACGCUAUACACUUAUGACAGAGAGCUGGUGUAUCCAAAAUUCUUAGAUGAGAUCAUUCCCAUCUGGCUCAAUCAUGCACUGCACACGGUAAUCAUGCCCUUACUGCUGGUCCAGAUGUACCUGCAGAAUCACAAAUACAGCACGCGCACAAAAGGGAUUUUCAGUUUGGCUUUAUUUGCUGCCCUGUAUUUGUCAUGGGUGUUGUGGGUUCACCAUGCUUCAGGGAUCUGGGUGUAUCCCAUCAUGGCUCAUUUAAGUCCCGUGGGAUUGUGUAUUUUUCUUGGAGGCGCAUCGCUCACCAUGGCUCCUCUCUACCUGUUAGGAGAGAAGCUCAACCACAUGAUGUGGAGCACAACAGGGAAUCAGAAGAAGAAGAAAAAAUAGAUGAUGGCUGGAAUCCACAUUGACCAUGUGACCAUUUCAAUACCAGCCAUACAAAAACAGUUCUACAGGGAAAAAUGGGACUGUUUGUAGCACUGCAUAAGAUUUUAUACAAGAGGACCUCAGAUCAUAUAUACAGUAUAGUAUGUUUACACUUAAUGUGCUGAUAUUUUAACCAGGUUUCAUUUUUAUCAAAAAAUAAUUGUAUUAUUAUACUUUAUUAUGUCUUUGUGGCACACAUAAUAAUAAUUUGCACUUAUUAAUUAAUUUGCAAUACCCCCCCCCCCCCCCCCCUUAAUUUUCUUUAUUUUCUAUUUUUCAUAAUGAAGUUUUUGUAUUAAAUUCCAGAUGUUCAGUGGUUAUGGGCCAGUUAUUAGAGAGCACUUUCUCCCCUUCAUUAUUAUGACUAUGAAUAUGAAUAUGUGUUGGAUAGAAAGACUUGUUUAUUUUCAAAGUUGGUGGGGGUUUUUUUUCUCUUGUGGUUUACUUUUUCAAAUUACUGUUUUUUGGGGGGGUUUCUGAUCGUUUUCCCAUUAUUAUCAAAUGAAGAAUACAUACACGACUGUUUAAAAGUUUGGAAUUGCCAUGAUAUUUUAAUUCACCAAGGAUGCUUUUAAUUGACCGGUUAUUACAGUAAAUUUUAUCAUUUUAAAAAUGACUUUUUAUUUAAAUAAAUGCUGUACUCUUCAAACUUUCUGUUCAACCAAGAAUCCUCCAUUUGCAGCAAUGACACCUCAUACACACAGUCAGUUUAUUAAGAUGUUCAGAUGAAAUUUAAUCCUCUGUGUUCUGGAACACUUCCCAAAGAUGUCACUGGUUUGUAAGACACUUUUCUAACAUCAGCUUAACACCUCAAACUUGGUUUACCAUCCAAUCUUUGAAGUUCUUCUUUCAGUUUAAGACAUGUGAGGAGUCUGUUUCUCAAACUAGAGAAUCCGAUGGACUUGUAUUCUUGCUGUUGUCCACUUCUCUGUCCUGAUCACCGUUAGGUGUCAUCCUCAGUGUGUUUCAGUGCAUCUUGUAUUGAUGUAAUACAAAUGUAUCACUCUUGUCAGAGUUCAGGAAUCAAUCCAUUAUUAGCCAGUGGUCUUGUUACUGCACCUGUAGUUAACUUUUAAACAGCAGGCAACAAGAUUUCAUUGACCAACAAAAUUUGUGACUACAUGCACAUUUCAAUGAAUGCAAUUGGGUUCAAGUGAAAAAGUGCAAGCAUAUUAAACUUGGGAAGCAAAACCGCACUAUACAACACUGUAAUGGCAAUGAAACUCUAUGCUCUGCUCUCUGAAAAGUUGUGAAACACAUAUAGAAAACGUUUUAAGAAUUCAUAUAAUGGGUAUACAGUAUAGUGAGUGAAAGGGCUCAGGAUGUUGUCACUGUUAUAAUUAAUGCAAAGUUGUUUCUCUGAUGUAAAUGAAAUGUGUGUUAAACUGAGACCGGUAAUUCUCAAGGCUUACUGAAGUCUCCAGUGAAGUCUAGCAUCAAACCCUCAGCAGAGCUAGAAAAUCACAUUAAGGGCUUCAUUUAUGAGAUUACCUGAGUUCACACAGAUUACAGUCUGUCAGUCAGGUACCCUUAAACCACCACAUGAAGAUUCUAGAUACAAGCUAUUUCUUUGAAUAAAACAGCUUAUGCCUUUGUUUAGAUGCGUAUAAUCAAAAUUACACAGUAUUCAUAAACUACUAACUAAACACACCCUUCAAAAAUUUGGAACCACCAAGACAUUUUUGCGCUUGUAAGAUAUUGCUGCUUUUCACCAAGGAUGCAUUAAAUUGGUCAGAAAUCCUGGCAAAAACUUUAGCAUGUUGAAAAUUAUUAUUACUGUUUGAAAAAGCCGUUUUAUUUGUAUUUAUUUGCAAAUAAAAAUUUGGACUAUUUUCAGCAGUUAUUACUCUGGUCUACUAAGAAAAUAUUGUGUCAGCUAAUGUGCUAAUUUGAGACUAAAAAAAAAACAUUAUUUUGACUGUUUAAAAAUGGUUGUGAUAAGGAUGUUGGAACAUUGCAAUUCAGUGUGUUUUUUCAGUUGCUGAAGUAUUGAGUAUGCUUGCAUUUCUUGCAAGUCACUUUACACUUUAAAGUCCAAUUUUGGGGUGAAAAAUGGCCAAAAAUAAAAACAAAAUUCUGAAAAACA